Molecule: messenger RNA, 1316 nt
Organism: Aspergillus caelatus
Lineage: Eukaryota; Fungi; Ascomycota; Eurotiomycetes; Eurotiales; Aspergillaceae
Product: DNA-directed RNA polymerase I subunit RPA34
Exons: 2
Coding region: 199-1134 (311 amino acids)
Biological process (GO): transcription by RNA polymerase I
Source: RefSeq, a predicted model, not a curated record
ACUCAAUACAAACGCCAAUUGUACCUGCGAAAUAUCUACUCUUACUUCCUAAAUAUUUCCUGUCGUUUGCGAAAAUCGACUUUGCUCUGUAAAGCUUGGCGUUCCGCAUCGCAAGCUCCAAUUUUUUUUUUUCUUUGCUCCGCAAUCUUUCGCAUCGACGAAACGAACAUACUGUUCAGACAUCCUGCGAAAGACACAAUGGCCCCCAAGUCGAAGGAAGUAGUCGCCUCAGACAGUAAGAGCAGUCGCUCUAGUUCUCCAGGAGUAUUGGAGAAAGCGGAGGUUUCCUCGAGUUCGGAGUCGGAGAACAGCUCCAGCGAGAGCGAUAGCGAUAAUGACAGCGUUGUCUCCGAGACGCAGAACAAGAAGAAGUCCUCUAAGGUCUCUUCCCAAGCACCUCAGCCCUACCGGGCACCCUCUGGUUUUAAAGCAGCGAAGAAACAGUCCCCCCCCUCAUCCAGUACUACCUCCCUUCUUUCCGAUCUCCGCGGUAAACAAGUCUAUCAUAUCACCGCUCCUGCGUUCUUGCCUCUUUCUAAGGUGAAGGAAAUCUCACUGGGCAAGGUUAUGAAAGGCGAACCAGUCAUGAAGCACGAAGGUGUGCAGUACGGAAUUCCAGCGGAGAGUAUAACCCAGACCGAUAUGGGUGGGAAGGCACUUCUUUUGUACGACUCGAAAUCUCAAACAUAUUACACUACGUCGACCAACGAUAUCCGGAGCUAUCAUGUCCAAGAGUUGAUCAACCUUCCUGAAAGAUCUGAGGAAAAUGAUACGGUGUUGGAAGCAGCCAAGGAACAGAUCAAGCCUCCACGGAAGCAGCCUAAGCACCUCAAGAUGCGUUUCCGACCCGUUGGAAGUGAGCAAGGACCACCGGAGACCAUUGGAAGCAGCUCGGAGGAGUCGGAGGGGGAGCAGCCGACAUUCAAGAUGCCCAAAGAAUCGCACAAAGAGAAGGAGGAUAAGAAACGAAAGCACCAUCAGACAGAUGGGGAAGGUAGCCAGCCCAGUGCUGAGCCGCGAAAGAAGUCCAAGAAAGCAGAUGGAGCAGAGAAGGCCGAGAAGUCGGAGAAGUCGAAGAAGUCGAGUAAGAGCAAGGAAGAGAAGAAGCGCAAGAAAUCCGAAAAGUCUGCUUGAAGGUUAUUCUAAAUUCGAAUUGUGCUUAUUUCCUUUUACACCAAAAGUUGAAUGGUAUUUGCUAUGCAUGAAGGCGUGAUGAUACCUGCAAUGGCCUCGAGCUUUACGGUUUUCUUUAUUAGCUCUAGUUUUCUGCUCAUCCUAUUCUUUUCCCUGUUAGCCCUUCAGCAUCUGUACAUAAG